This is a messenger RNA of Opisthocomus hoazin, 1272 nucleotides long. NCBI's taxonomy places the organism in Eukaryota, Metazoa, Chordata, Aves, Opisthocomiformes, Opisthocomidae. The record is from RefSeq and is a predicted model, not a curated record.
AUGGGAGGUAGACCAAAAGAGGGAUUUUAUAGUGUUGUGAAAAUACAGGUAGAUUAUUUAUCUAAUAAAAAAGAAAAAAUCCCAUCUAUUCUUGUUUUCACAGAGGAAGAUAAAUAUGGUCUUUACUCCAAUUUGUUGUUCAAGUAUUUUCUCGCAGAGGGAGUUGUCUGUGGACAUGACUUGUUUGUUGCUUCUGCUAAAGAGCAUCCUGACAACAUCUUAAAGGUACUUCCAGCCCCUUUGCUUGAUGAUACCAACAGAAAUGAACUGGGAGAAGAAGCAACAGCUGUUAAGUCUCAAGAGUUUCAGGAUUCUAUGAAAAUAGCUUGGCGCUACCAAAAUUUACCAAAAAUGGAGGCCAGCCCAACAACAUCUACAAAGUUUGGCCAUUAUUACGACAUUUCUAAAACAAUGUCUCCAGAACUGUUUCAGUCCGUAAAAUGGCACAGUUUUUAUCUUCCUGAAGAAUUAUCUUCACAGCCUGAAAUCAAAACAUGUUAUAUGAACAGUGCAUAUGCAAGGCUGCUUCAGUCCAUUCAGAGGAUCAUUUACCAGGAAGGAUUUGAUGGCUCUGAUCCCCAGAAAAAGCAAAAGAAUAUUUUGCGGAUAGGAAUUCAGAGUCUGGGUUCCAUGUUGUGGGGUGAUGACAUCUGUAGCAGCGACACUCCUGAAGAUAUUCAUAGCCUUACAAAAUUUCUGUAUGUUCUCCGUGGCCUCCUCCGAAAAUCUCUGUCAGCCUGCAUCAUCACGGUGCCAGCUCACCUUAUUCAGAAUAAAGCAAUUAUGGAACGUGUAACAAACUUGUCAGAUAUGGUGGUUGGUCUUGAAUCAUUUAUUGGCUCGGAGAGAGAAACCAAUCCAUUAUACAAGGAUUACCACGGUUUGGUUCAUGUACAUCAGAUUCCUCGGCUUAAUAGCUUGAUCUGUGAUGUGUCAGACACGAAGGACCUUGCUUUUAGAUUAAAAAGGAAGCAGUUCACCAUUGAGUGGGUGCAAGACAACUACUUGAGACAAGAGAGGAACAUUUAUCCUCCAGGCUUCUCAUACUUACUCAAGCAGAAAGACUCUGCAUGGGGAGAAGGUUCUUUACAGCAUUCCACAUUUUUAAUGAGCUUCCUUGCAAAGGCGACUGCAUUUGCCUCCAGACUUGUCAGACACAGUGAGCCGCGCAAGCAAACAGGAUCUGGCAGAAUCCGCCAAACUGCUGAGCUCAGGAUGUGGUGCUAUGGCCAUCGGCAAGAAGCACCUGGACUUCUAGCGAUUCCUACUUAG